Messenger RNA from Sebastes umbrosus (honeycomb rockfish), 10139 nucleotides. Its product is annotated as nucleosome-remodeling factor subunit BPTF-like. Gene Ontology annotation, cellular component: NURF complex. The transcript has 36 exons. Bases 273 to 9242 code for a protein of 2989 amino acids. Lineage: Eukaryota; Metazoa; Chordata; Actinopteri; Perciformes; Sebastidae. The record is from RefSeq and is a predicted model, not a curated record. Gene Ontology annotation, molecular function: RNA polymerase II cis-regulatory region sequence-specific DNA binding. Gene Ontology annotation, biological process: regulation of transcription by RNA polymerase II.
GCUGUCAGCGGUUAGCUUGCCGCAGCUCUCGGGCCUGCUGUGUUUUCAACGGAGGGAGAGCUGUGAAGUAAAAAAUGGCGUCUGCAGGCGACCCAGAGCGGGACACCGGCCAUUCAGUUUGAGCUUUCCGCCCUGAAAUUGAGGCCGGGGCUCGGGGUGGAGACUCAUCGGUAACCGUCGGCUUCUUUCUCCCCCCGCUUUUUCCUCUCCGGUGUGCGUAGCUUUCUUCCAGCCCCGAGAUUGAAGCGGAACAGACGAGACUCUCUCCCACAAUGAGGGGGAGAAGAGGAAGGCCGCCCAAACAAGCAUCCGCCGCCGCGAUGCGGGAAGCUUCACCCGGGCCAGUCCGCGGCUCUCCUCGGGGCGGCAGCCGAAGCAGAGGGAUGCGAGGACGGGGGAGAGGCAGAGGAGGACGCGGUAGAGGACGGGGUGGCGGCUGUUUUUGUGGCUCCGUGGAAGUAGAUAUUACAGACCGGGAGAACUUUCAUUCGACCCGGGGCCGCAGGAAAGUUGGAGCCUCAACCACCACAAGCACCACUACAACGGCGGCGUUAUCGCGGGGCAGAGGCGGCAGAGCGAGAGGCAGAGGGUCGAGAGGCGGCCGCGGCGCUAGAGGCGGCGGAGGCGGCGGCGGCGGCGCUGGAGGUGGAGGUAGGCGGCCUCAAACCAAGGUGGUCUACGACGACAACAGCGACGAGGAGGAUGAUAAUUUAAGCUACAGGUCAGACGACGAUGAACUCCUCAACGACAACCCUUCGUCGGAUCUUGAAGAAGAAGAGGAGGAGGCCUUGGGAAACGACUCUGACUACCUGGAGGAGCUACCAGAGGAUGAUGAUGCCAGCUACUGCACCGAGAGUAGCUUCAAGAGCCACAGCACGCUCGGUAGCACACCAGGCCGGAGAAGGAGUCGGGCAUUGCGACCGCAGUCUCCCAUCCUUGAGGCAAAGGACAUUCCUUCCCUGGAGCUUCCCAAGUCCUCCGAGGACCUCCAGGUUCCUACCUCACAGCUCCUCAACGUGUCUGCCGUCUACGAAGUCCUCCGCAACUUUGGCUCGGUGCUGCGGCUCUCGCCGUUCCGCUUUGAGGAUUUCUGUGCGGCGGUGGCCAGCCAGGAGCAGUGCACGCUGCUGGCAGAGACCCACAUCUCCCUGCUCAAAGCUAUUCUCAGAGAGGAAGACACUUCCAACACCACAUUUGGUCCCACAGACGUGAAGGACUCUGUCAACUCCACUCUGUAUUUCGUUGAUGGUAUGACCUGGCCGGAGGUUGUGCGGGCGUACUGCGAGAGCGACCCGGAGUACCGGCACAUUCUGCCUUGCCAGGAGUGCGAGGAUUACCCGUAUGAACCGUUGGAGAGUAAAAUCAAAGUUCUCCAGUUUUUGGUGGACCAGUUCUUGGCGACCAACAUUGCCCGGGAGGAGCUAUUGUCGGAAGGUGUGGUUGCCUACGACGACCACUGCAGAGUUUGCCAUCGCCUUGGUGACCUGCUGUGCUGCGAGACAUGUUCAGCCGUUUACCAUCUGGAGUGUGUGAAGCCGCCGUUGCAGGAAGUGCCGGAGGACGAGUGGCAGUGCGAGGUGUGUGUGGCACACAAGGUACCCGGUGUGGCGGACUGCAUCCCAGAAGUGCAGAGGAGCAAACCGUUCAUUCGACAACUGCCAGUCGGCUAUGACCGACACAACCGAAAAUACUGGUUCCUUAACCGCCGCAUUGUCGUUGAGGAGGAUGGUGAGCAGGAGGACAAAGCCAUCUGGUACUACAGCACCAAGGUCCAGCUAGCUGAGCUCAUAGAUUGUUUGGAUAAGGAGUACUGGGAGGCCGACCUGAAUGCGGCGCUGGAGGAGAUCAGGGACGAGGCGCACGCGCAUAUGGACAUCACCGAGGACCUAACCAACAAGGCCCGUGGCAGCAACAAGUGUUUCCUCACUGCCGCUAACGAGGAGAUCCUGGAGCGGUUGCGGGCGAAGAAAGAGGAGGAGCUGGAGGAGGUGAAGAGGCGGGCUGCUGAGGAGGCCCAGAAAGCGCGGCUGGAGUGGGAGAAGAAGGAUGUGGAUGUGGAAAAGGAAGAUGAAGAGGCCAAGCCGAGGGACGAGGGGCAACAGGAGGGCAAGGUCAAAGAUCUGACGGGGAAGGAGGCGACAAAAGAAGAGGCCACGGAAGAGAAAAAGGAUGAUGGAGUUGUUGAAGCUCCACCCGCUGGCCAAGAAGGCAGUAGUGGCAGUAGCAUCUCAGACGGAGCUAUACUUCCAGCAACCUCUGCAACCCCAACACAAACCAUCCCCACCGCCGCGAGCUAUAGCCCGGCCUCGCAGGCCUCCAUCGUAAAGGCUCUGACAGAGCGAUGUUCCCAUAUGGAGGUCUCUAACAACACCGAAGCAGGAAACCCAUCCUCAGAUUCUGUCCCCGCCAGUGGAGAUGGCCUCCCCAACCUGAACCAGCCCUCCCAGACCAGCGAGGAGAACAGUAACAGCAGCAUGGGAGCUGGGGUCCCUCCCAGAGGUCCUGAACCUCCAGACCUGGCUGACAAGUCCUCCCAGUCAUCACUGGCCAGCCUCGAUGAAACAGGGGACUGUAAAGACUCAGCCAACGGUGAGACGGUCUCUAAGAGGUCUGCCGCCACACGCAUGGUGACCCGGCUGAGGAACCCGGACAGCAAGCUCAGCCAGAUGAAGAGCCAGCAGGUGGCCGCUGCUGUUCACGAAGCCAACAAGGGCUUCAAGGAGGGCAAAGAGGUACUAGUAGUAAAUGCGCAAGGUGACGUCACCCGCGUCAGCACGCGAGGCAAGGAGGUGGUGAUGAAGGGGACGCUCAGCCAAUACUUCAAGCUUGGCCAGGAGGGAAAAUACCGCGUCUAUCACAACCAGUACAGCUCCAAUGCUGUGUCCCUCAACAAGCACCAGCACCGAGAGGACCACGACAAGAGGCGGCAUCUCUCCCACAAGUUCUGCAUGACACCAGCAGGAGAGUUCAAGUGGAAUGGGUCUAUUCAUGGCUCUAAGCUUCUGACCAUCUCCACGCUGAGAAUCACCAUCAUCCAGCUGGAGAACAACGUUCCAGCACCGUUCAUGCACCCUAACUGGGCCUCACACAGGACCAACUGGAUCAAAGCAGUUCAGAUGUGCAGUAAAGCCAGAGAGUUUGCGCUGGCUCUGGCCAUCCUGGAGUGUGCCAUCAAACCUGUGGCUAUGCUGCCUGUCUGGAAGGACUCACUGGGCCAUACCAGGUUGAACCGCAUGACAUCUAUUGAGCGUGAGGAGAAAGAGAAAGUGAAGAAGAGGGAGAAGAAGCUGGAGGAUGAGGAGACAAUGCAACAGGCCACCUGGGUCAAGUACACCUUUCCGAUCAAACACCAGGUGUGGAAGCAGAAAGGAGAGGAGUAUCGCGUUACGGGCUACGGGGGCUGGAGUUGGAUCAGUAAGACUUACGUGCAGCGGUUUGUCCCCAGGCUUCCCGGCAACACCAACGCCAACUACCGCAAAGAACUGGAAGAUGCUAAACUUGGCAAGAAAUGCACCCUGUUGGACUUGAGUCGACGUCCCAGCAUCGCUGCACCAGAAGCUCAGGGAGCUGCCGUCUUAAGCUGCGAGGAAAAAGAUAAAGACUCCUCCAUUCUCUCCAAGCCCGCGGCAGAUCAUCCGAUGUCUGUUGACGAUUCGAAAUCUAAUGAGAGGAUGGAAGAGGAAAAGAAAGAAGUGGAGGAUGAAAAGGAAAAGUCUGAGAAAUUGUCAGCGGAUGAAUCGCCUGUGAAGAUGGAGGUGGACCCCACUGACUCGCGAUCGGAUGAAGAGCAAAGGUCCAGUAUUCAGGAGGAAAAGGCCUCCAUGAAGGAGGAGCCUACGGAGAGCCCUACGCAACCCUUUAACUACGAUGUAGUGGACGUCAGCAAGGGCUUCCUCACCCGCAUCGCCUACAAGAAGAGGGUCAAGUCCUCCAAGCUGGACAUCCUGCUGGAGCGACGAGUGAAGCAGCACGUUAUUGAAGAGAAGCAGAGGCAGCAGGUGUCCGCCACCAACCCUCAGGCUCCUACACCAGGUUCAUUAACUUCAAACCCCGCUCUGGGCACUCCAGUCCGGCCGCGGAUACCGCUCAAGCCCCACGCUCUCGCUCAGACACAGCUUGCACUGGGCAAAGCUGUGAAAGUGGAGGAGAAUUCUUCCACAACACAAACUCCAGGGCCAGGAAAAGUUGGAGGAGGAGAGGUUGGAGGGGAGAGUCAGGCGGCUGAACUCUCAAAAACUGCAGAUGAGACUCCUCCUCUUCCCUCUCCUGCUCCAGACUCCACGCCCAAAGACAGUUGCAGUACAGGUACACAAAACCAAACCACCUCCGUACCCCAGGUAUUGGAGGCAGAUUUAGUGGAAAGGACUAUGGGGCCAAAAGAAACUAAUACAGACAGUUCAGGGCAAGAGGGCGUCACGCUGCCUGAUGUACCUGAAACAACAGCAGGGGGAAUUCACAGCUCUUUAGAGCGACAAACAGCCAGUGUACCAUCAGAUGUUACCAAGGCUGCGCAUAUUGAAAAUACAGGGUCUGAGGUACCCAACUUGAAAUUGGACUCUCUAAGGACAUCUACAGGUGUUCUUGACCAAAUAAGCAGUCAGAACACAUCUCCUUCUAAAGGUAUUCAGCAAAACCCAGAAACUUUAAGCUCGGCGCAUUCGGGUACGGAGGAAAACGGCAUGGGGCCGAAGGAGAACCAAGAAAGUAUAAAAGGUAGAACUGAAAGUGACACCACUCCCGAGCCAGUUUCUCCUCUCCCUCAGGUAAAUGGUAACGAUGGCUCGGGGAGUGAAAGCACGCUGAGUAACUCUGUAAUGAGCUCAAAUAAUGGCGUGCUGACCAACAGUCCACAGACCAAGGUGAACAGCAUUGGUAAGGUUGAAGAACAAGGGCUGGUUGUCUCGUUGAAGGACGGCACGCAGCAAAAGCCUUUAGUGAACGGAGAUGUGGCGCCUGUCAAUGAUUGUACGGAGGUCGGGGGCAAGGAACCAAGCCUGGCCUCUAAGGUGGAGGUAGAGAGCAAGGUAGUGAUAUCGGACCAGGAUUACAAACCUCCACCGAAGAUAACGAGACUGGAGAACAACAUAGAUGCACUUGGAGCUAACACGCUGCAGCACAGCAGCACGUCGCCGUUUCAGUCCGUGCAGACCAAACCCAGUUCUGCGGUCAAGAUCAUCAGGAUGGCGCCGUCUCCUAUACCUUCAGCGGAAGAGUCCAGUCUGAGCGACGGCUUUGCAGAGGAAAACAGUAACAGCGGGACGAUGGAACCGCUCAAGAGCAUCGUCACCCAGGUAACCACAACCUCCACGACCACCACGACGGUAGUUUCCACGGAGACGAGGAUAGCCAAGGUGCCGUCAAACCCACCCGGAGUGGUGACGACGCCUCGAGCAACAGAAAACAGCGCGGUGUCCACCCUUACUACCAUGACCAAAACAACUGUGACCAAAAUCUGUUCCCCCGGGCACGACGGUCAGUCAGAGGACAGCCAGAGUGAAAUAGUGACACGAGAACAGAAGACGGCGCUCUCGGCCUCUGUCAGUAAGUCAACGACGGACACCAGUGGUAAAACCUCAGUGUCAUCUGUCGCCGUGAGCCUAGAGGACUCAUCGUUGACAAACGGCCGCGUCCGCCUCCUCAAGUUCUCCCGCACCAAGAAGACGCGCUCGGACACCGCCCUUCCUUCUUACCGCAAGUUUGUCACCAAGAGCAGCCGCAGGAGUAUUUUUGUUCUGCCGCAUGACGACUUGAAGGUGCUGGCGAGGCGAGGUGGAUUCCGUGAGGUGUCCAUAUUUAGCUACAACGCCAAGCCGGCGCUGGAUAUCUGGCCGUACCCUUCACCCAGGCCCACGUUUGGCAUCACCUGGAGGUAUCGCUUGCAGACGGUGAAGUCUUUGGCUGGUGUGAGUCUGAUGCUGAGGCUCCUGUGGGCCGCCCUGAGAUGGGACGACAUGGCCGUCAAACCAUCCGCCGCUGUCGGCACCACGCGGACAGCCCUAUCCCCACUCAUUGCUACAGAGACAUCAGACACGGAAAUCACCACCACCGAGAUCAUCAAGCGCCGUGACGUGGGACCCUACGGCAUUCGCUCGGAGUACUGCAUCCGCAAAAUCAUCUGCCCGCUCGGAGUGCCUGAGACUCCGAAAGAAACCCACACCCCUCAGAGGAAGGGGCUGCGCUCCAGUGCCUUGCGCCCCAAGAAGCCUGAGCCCGCCAAGCAGACGGGCCCGGUGGUGAUCGAGUCCUGGGUGGCUGAGGAGGAGCUGGACCUCUGGGAGAUCCGAGCCUUCUCAGAAAGGGUGGAGAAAGAGAAAGCUCAGGCAGCAGAGCAGGCCAAGAAACGUCUGGAGCAGAAACCAGGCUCAGUCACAGCUACCGCAGCCGGGACUCCCGCAACACCCGUCGCCACGCCCAAAGUCAUCGUCGGCACGCUGUCGGGCCAGGGCACCACCACCACCAAGGUGGUGCUGUCCACCAAGAUGGGCACCCCCGUCACAUUCCAGCAGAACAAAAACUUCCAGCAGUCGUUCGCCACCUGGGUCAAGCAGGGUCAAAGCACACAAGGCACGGAGACCACAGUGGCCACGUCCGGUGGGCACACCUUCCAGAUUACGGGAACCUCGGUGGGCGGAAAGGUAGUGACCACGAAGCUGCCGCUGCCCGCCAACAGCAAGAUCGUCACAGUCAACGUGCCAACUUCACAAGGAGGUGUGGUUCAGCAGAAAGUGUUGGGUAUCAUCCCCUCCAGCACAGCAGGCGGUGCCCAGACCUACACCACAUUCCAGCCCCGCACCACCACGCUCAACAUCAGGCCCAAUACCCCAGGCUCCCAGCAGCAGGUUCUGGCAGCUGGUGGUCAGAUCCGUCCAGGAAUGACAGUGAUCCGAACACCGAUCCAGCAGACGGGAGCAAUGGGAAAGACGAUACUGCGCACACCCCUCGUGGUCCAGCAAGGUCAGGGUGGACAGCAAGUAGUGACACAGAUCAUUCGUGGCCAGGCAGUUUCCACAGCAAUAUCUGGUGCUAGCCCCGUCGCCACGGUCACCGGCCAGGGGGCGGCCGGCGUCGCAGCAGGCCAAACAACACCCAGCACCCCACGGCCGCAAGGGCAGGGCCAGGUUAAACUCACCCUGGCGCAGCUCACCCAACUCACACAGAAGCAGCAGGCUGCGUCAGGUGUGGAUCGGCAGGCUGGUGUCGGUGGUACCCAACAGGCUCUGACGGUGAUGGUUCAGGGCCAGGGCCAGACCACCGGUCAGCUGCAGGUCAUACCUCACGGGGUCACCGUCAUCCCAGGACCCGGUCAGCAGCUCAUGCAGGCAGCGCUGCCCAACGGCCAGGUGCAGCGCUUCCUCUUCACCCCCAUAGCUUCAGCUGCCACACCCACGUCAAGCACAGCCACCACUGUUGCCGGCCAGCCCGGCUCCACCUCCACCAAAACCCCAGCCCAGCCCGCACAGCAGGCUGCCGCCCCCGUCCAGGCAGGGGCGACCCCCUUGGCCACCACCAGCACCCCUUCGUCGGCCACCCCACAGGGCCAGUUACCCCCUCAGACGCACGCUCACAUGCCCAUCCAGUCGCCCACCUCGCUGCAUGUGAAAACGCAGGGAGGAACCACCCAGCUGCAGCUGCAGCAGACGCCACAGCUCAUCAGCAUGUCUGGACUGCAACAGCAGGUACAGGUGUUGGCGCAGCUGCAGGCCCAGCAGGGUGGAGGCUCUCUGCCACAGCACAUCAAACUGCAGCUUCCUAUCCAGAUACAACAGACUGGGACCACCUCAGCUCAGGGAGGACAGAUUGGGAACGUAGUGACCAUCCAGGCAGCUUCUGUCCAGGAGCAGCUGCAGAGGAUCCAGCAGCUCAGAGAGCAGCAACAGCAGAAGAAGAGACAAGCCGCAGAGGCCAAGAGAGAGCAAGCCCUCAACGCAGCCAGCCAGAGCGACAUCAUUCAGAAACAGGUGGUGAUGAAACAAAAUGCUGUGAUCGAGCACCUGAAGCAGAAGAAGACCUUGACGCCUGCAGAGAGAGAAGAGAAUCAGAGGAUGAUCGUAUGCAACCAGGUGAUGAAGUUCAUCCUGGACCGGAUAGACAAGGAUGAGAGGCAGGCGGCCAAGAGGAAGAAGAAGGAGGAGGUGAUGGAGGCAAAGAGGAGGUUGGCCAACGCCAGCAAGCUCUCCUCGCUCCUUUACCGGCACAAAGAGAGCCUCAAGAUGGAGAUCCUGAAGAAGCGGGCGAUUCUCGACAAGGAGCUGCAGCUAGAGGCCCAGGAGGAGCUAAAGAGGGACCUGUUGCGGAUGCGGAGGGAGAAGGAGAAGGAGAAGGCUGCAGCCCAGCAGGCUGCUGCUGCCGCCGCAGCCGCUGCCGCCGCCGCACACAACCAGCAGCAACAUACUAUGACACACACGCACGGCAUCGCCUCUCAACACCACCUCGCCACGAGCGUCACGUCGUCACACAAGAGGAAACGGGAGGAGGAGAGGGAGACCGCGACGUCGGCCAAAUCCAAGAAGAAGAAGAUGAUCUCGACGACGAGCACCAAGGAGAGCAAAAAAGACACCAAGCUCUACUGCAUCUGCAAGACGCCCUACGACGAGACCAAGUUCUACAUCGGCUGCGACCUGUGUACCAACUGGUAUCACGGCGAGUGUGUGGGCAUCACGGAGAAGGAGGCCAAGAAGAUGGACGACUACAUCUGCGUGGAGUGUAAACGGGGCCAGGAGAGCACGGAGGAGCUGUACUGCAUCUGUAAGACGCCAUACGACGAGUCCCAGUUCUACAUCGGCUGUGACCGGUGUCAGAACUGGUACCACGGUCGCUGUGUGGGCAUCCUGCAGAGCGAGGCGAACCACAUCGACGAAUACGUGUGUCCACAAUGUCAGUCGACAGAGGACGCCAUGACGGUCUUCACACCGCUUACUGACAAGGACUACGAGGGCCUGCGGCGAAUUCUGCGUUCCUUACAGGCGCAUAAAAUGGCGUGGCCAUUCCUGGAGCCAGUGGACCCAAACGACGCCCCGGACUACUACAGGGUUAUCAAGGAACCAAUGGACCUUUCCACCAUGGAGGAGAGGAUACAGAAGCGCGAGUACAUCAAGCUGACAGAGUUUGUAGCGGACAUGACCAAAAUCUUCGACAACUGCCGCUACUACAACCCCAGCGACUCGCCCUUCUACCAGUGUGCCGAGGUUCUGGAGACCUUCUUCGUCCAGAAACUCAAAGGGUUCAAAGCCAGCAGAUUGUGAUGUCAAACUCCUGGGUGCCGGGGUCACUCUUAAAACAAACAAAUUGCUGUUUUUACUUGUUUAAAACAGCGUUAAAAACUUUGUAAGAAAGUGCAUAUAUUAAGCCACACUGUAGGUGUGAUCCUUUUUUUAUUUUAGAAGCAAAGGACAGAAAUAAAACACGGUUUCUACUGUCUAAUAAUGGCAGCCAUGUUGGUAACACAAAGCAUUCAAGGGAAAAUGUAUUUUCUUACACUUCUUGCAACAGAUGACUGAUAUUUUGUUUAUGUUUGAGUUGGAUAUAAAAGACAAAAACAUGAAGUUUGUUAUUCUCUUUUCUUGAGAUUCAGUUUAUAAAAAACAAAAAGCUAAGGAUUUUGAUUGUAAAAUCUGACUUCACACACACACGCGGAUAACUUAUCUUUUAAUUUGACAGAACUGUUGUAUAUCAUAUUGGUCAUUACAUGCUGCAGCAGAACAUUUUUACCUCAUUUCUUAGCCAAGAAUCUUUUUAAAAAAGCAUGCAACAUUUAUUAGUUUCUUUUUAUUGGCUGUACCCAUGUAUAGUGUUAUUUUAUGUGCAUAUUAUAUCUUUUUGUGAAGGACUAUUUUUAUGUUCUAAAGGAAAUAAUGGUAGGAUCUGUAAAGAUAAAUUGGAGAAAAAAUGUAGUUUAGCUUUCCUGUUCUAAAUAUGGAAGCUCGACAGUCUCCAGUUUAAAAAAAUAAAAAAGCCCUUGUACAUACUGUUGGGCCGAUCAUACACUUCGAUAACAUUUCACCAACAUGGCUGCUCUGUCUUCGUCAAAGUGUCUGACCCACUGGCAUCCAAUUCAUGUUUUUUUUUUUUUUUUUUUGUAUUUCCCCCUAGUGCAUAUUUUUGUCAUAUUGUAAAGCUUUUAAUAAAAAAGGAAACACCAA